Molecule: messenger RNA, 337 nt
Organism: Passer montanus (Eurasian tree sparrow)
Lineage: Eukaryota; Metazoa; Chordata; Aves; Passeriformes; Passeridae
Gene: ZNHIT1
Product: zinc finger HIT-type containing 1
Exons: 1
Biological process (GO): chromatin remodeling
Cellular component (GO): Swr1 complex
Molecular function (GO): nucleosome binding
Source: RefSeq, a predicted model, not a curated record
UCUGGAUUUUGGGGCUGAUUUUGAAGCUGAAUUCCGGGAUUUCGCUCUGAAUUCCGGAUUUCACUCCGGCUCAGCGCCCGGCCCCUCCCUGACCCCAAACCCCCCGAACCCCCAGAACCUGAGCGCGGCCGAGGGCCCCAACUACGUCUCGGCCGGCGCCGCCCCGUCCCGGCUGCCCCAGCGGCACUUCUGCGCCGUCUGCGGCUUCCCCUCGGGCUACACCUGCGUCACCUGCGGGGCCAGGUACUGCUGCACGCGCUGCCUGGGCACCCACCAGGACACCAGGUACGGGGGGAGCCCAAAAUGGGGCAAAAACAGGAAAAAAUGGGAAAAAACG